Molecule: messenger RNA, 1920 nt
Organism: Penicillium waksmanii
Lineage: Eukaryota; Fungi; Ascomycota; Eurotiomycetes; Eurotiales; Aspergillaceae
Product: FAD/NAD(P)-binding protein
Exons: 2
Coding region: 1-1920 (639 amino acids)
Source: RefSeq, a predicted model, not a curated record
AUGCCGUCCGUCAUUCAGCCUGCUGGCGUGGGCACCCAUGUUGCCAUUGUCGGCGCCGGUCCACGAGGAACCAGCACUCUGGAACGUCUUUGUGCCUCAGCACCGGAGUUUCUUGCCCCAGGAGCACGACUGACGGUUCAUAUCAUUGAUCCAUCGCCUCCAGGCGCGGGUCGUGUCUGGCGCACAGAGCAGUCGAAUGAAGUUCUGAUGAACACCGUCACAUCCCAGGUGACCCUGUUCACUGAUGACAGCAUCGUCUGCUCAGGCCCAAUCCGUCCAGGACCAAGUCUUUACAACUGGGCUGCCGACAGGAUCCCUGGCCUUGGGCCUGAUGAUUAUGGAACCCGUGCUCAGUACGGACAAUAUCUUGAAUGGAUCUUUCAAGAGAUUGUGCGACAAGCACCACCUCAAGUGCAAAUUGAGGUUCAUCCCGCCUUCGCUGUCCGCUUGGACGACACAUCUUAUGGCCAGCAAACGCUCACGCUGUCCAAUGGUCGCACCCUUUCUGGUCUGGCAGCUGUCGUCCUUGCGCAGGGUCACGUCCCACUACUUCUGGACAUUGAACAACGGAAGCUCAAUGCUUACGCAGAGUUAAAUGGUCUUCAUCAUAUCACGCCCUCAAACCCGGCAGAUGUUGAUCUUUCCGUUAUUCUUCCAAGAGAGAACGUCUUUCUACGUGGUCUUGGUCUCAACUUCUUUGACUACAUGGCGUUGUUGACAACAUCCCGGGGUGGUAGCUUCUCAGAGACCCCCAACGGCUUAAAAUAUCACCCAUCGGGCAAUGAGCCUCGGAUGAUUGCGGGAUCCCGUCGCGGAAUUCCAUACCACUCCCGUGGUGAUAACGGCAAGGGGGGCAUACGGCCGCCACAUGCCCCUCUCAUCAAUGCUUUCCGCAAACAUUCCGAUGCCGGAAAAGCGCCCGACUUCCUCCAGGAUAUAUGGCCUCUUGUCUCCAAAGAAGUCGAAACCGUCUAUUACCUCGCUCUGCUCAAGCGCGAUGAAUCGGAACAGACCGACUUCCAGAUCAGGUUCCUGGAAGCUGAGCCAAAUAGUCCUGAGGAAGCGCAAGUUCUUCACGAGUUCGGUAUUUCGAAAGAGGAGCGGUGGUCCUGGGACCGUAUCCAGCGUCCACAGGGCGACCGGAUUUUCAAUACCACCACCGAGUGGCGUGAGUGGUUGAUCGACUACCUUCGUGAAGAUGCCAAGGAGGCGGCACUUGGAAAUUUGAAUGGUCCACUCAAGGCAGCUUUGGACGUGAUGCGUGAUUUGCGAAACGAACUGCGACUCAUCGUGGAUCACAAUGGAUUGACCGCCACUUCUCAUCGGAAGCACCUCGAUCGCUGGUACACGCCUCUCAACGCCUAUGUGUCGAUUGGACCUCCUCGUCAACGCAUUGAGCAAAUGAUUGCGUUGAUGGAGGCGGGUGUUCUGGAAGUCCUGGGUCCCCAUCCCAAGGUAAAAGCCCAGGAUGAGGCUUGGCUCGUAUACUCGCCCGAGAUUCCUGGUGAGCCAAUCCGGGUUACUACAUUGAUCGAAGCCCGCUUGCCAGAGCCAACACUGCAGAACACUGCGGAUAAGCUUCUUUCUCAUCUGUAUAACACUGGUCAAUGCCGCGCUCACACGAUUGAUGCAUACGAGACUGGUGGUCUUGAUGUCACUGGAAGCCCAUACCAUCUCAUCGACACGUAUGGCCGUGUGCACCCAAAGCGCUUUGCUGUUGGCGUUCCAACAGAAGGAGUCCACUGGGUGACCGCUGCUGGUGCCAGACCAGGUGUGAACUCAGUCACACUUUGUGACACUGAUGCCGUCGCCCGCGCUGCCCUUGGCGCAGCGUCUAUCGAGGCAAGGAUCACUCGGGCUCAGGUUGAAGUGAAGGCUUUUCCCCUUGUUGAGGUUGCCGAGCUCCGUGUUCAUGUCUGA